AUGUCCUUUGGCUUCAGCGCUUCGACAAACGCCAUGAGUGGAGAUGUGAAAGCAGGGCCUGACCUGGAGACGAUUCAGACAGAGGCUCUCGGGUUCCUCUCCAUCGCCGGCGAUGCCAAGGUUCGCCUCACGUCCACCUGGGAGACGCUUCCUGCCGCCACCUCCUCGCUCCUCAGUGUCGCCUCGAAACGAGGUCUGGUUGCUGCCGCCGGCCCCGACCAACUCGUCAUCGCCACAACGGAAUCGAUACGAAAAGCUUUCGAAGCCCCCAAAGAUGGCGACUCGGACAUUCGCGCCUUUGAGCCCCAGCUCAAGAUUCCCAUGUCCAUGAGGGUCUCGCAACUCGUCUUCACUUCCGACGAGAACUACCUGGUGCUGUCCGCAGAAUCUGGCGGUGGCCUUGCUGUCUACGAGGUGUCGAGUCUUCUUCAAGGCUCUACAAAUUCCGCGUUUGAGCUGUCGACCAACGGAGAGGCGCUGAGGGCGCUGGUGCCGAAUCCCACUGUUCCGGAACUCUGCGCCAUCGUCACAAAUGGCGGCAACCUUCACAUGGCCAAUCUCCAGGAGCGGAAAAUAAGCAAUGCGCUCAAGACGCAAGUCAGCUGCAUCAGCUGGAGCUCAAAGGGCAAGCAGCUCUGUGCUGGACUGGCGGAUGGAACCAUCCACCAAAUGACGCCCGAAGGAGAGGGCAAAGCCGAUAUUCCCAAACCUCCCAACGUGGACAACUGCCACGUCUCCUCGCUCACAUGGCUUGAGAACAACCUCUUUCUUGCUAUCCACACCACCAACGACUCGCCCCCAUCUUCCAUCUACCACAUCAUCACACGCCAGCCUCCUUCAUCCUUCACCUACCAGAAACUUACAGACCCGGUUGAGCCUUUCGGGUCAGACAAGACCCCCCAUCACUCUAUCCUGAGACUAAGAGACUUCCCUCCCGACCUCCAGGACCUCCUCAUUGUCUCUUCUACAGCGUCAACCGACAUCGGUUUGCUAACGCGGUCGAAGAAUGCGCUGGCAACCGACAAACCCGCCGAGUCCAUAACCGGCGUCUUCACAACCACCGAGUUGCUUGAUGACUCCAAGCGACCAACCCUUCCAAUGACCGAUUCUAUGGAGGACUCUACGCCCAUCGGCAUUGCGUUGGAUUUGUCUAGCAAGGACAAGGUGUACAAGCCGAUACCGUCCGAUGAGGAGCUUGAAGAGUCUCCUACUCCUUUGCCAGGCUUCUGGGUUCUCACUCACGAAGGUGUGCUUUGCUCGUGGUGGAUCAUCUAUACCGACUCUAUCAAGAAGGGUACGGCUUAUCCUGGAUUGACGGCAGUCCAAGGAGAUGCGGCGUCUGCGCCGGCAGCAGCUGCGUCUUCCGCUUCGCCAUUCUCUGCCGCGGGAGCCUCACCAUUUGCUUCAGCAACUCCAGCAGCUCCUGCUUUCGGCUCGGCAGCAUCGCUUGGCCAGAAGGCGUCUCCCUGGGGCUCGGGAGGUUCUGGCACCGCGGCCGCACCAAGUGCUGGUGGAGGGGCUUUUGGAUCGAGUGCUUUCGGAUCAGCACCUUCGGCUGGUGCAGCGUUUGGGAAGCCGAGCGCCCUAGGAUUUGGCCAGGCGGCGCCCCUUGGUACCCGGGCCUCUCCUUGGGCAUCCGCUGGUGCGGGAGCAGGGUCAACAUCGGCAGCCCAGCCUGCGUUUGGUCAGUCGGGCUUUGCAAGUUUCGCAAACAAGGCCCCUCAGAGUGCCUUUGCAACCGCAGCUCAGUCCUCCACGCCUGGCUCUUCUGGAGGCUUUGCUAGCUUUUCUACCCAAGGCGGGUUUGCAUCCCUUGCCGGUAGCAGCGGUAACACCGGAGGUAGCGUCUUUGGUAGCGGCGGUAAGCUUGCCGGUACUGGGAGCGCUUUCGGAUCAACCUCGACAGACACGGCCUUCCCGCCAAAGCCUUCAGGAAGCGUCUUUGGAUCUGCCCAGGAGAAGCCAUCUGGCAGCGUCUUUGGUUCUACGCCUUUCAAGCUAGAGAGCUCGUUCAAGCCUGACCCAGCUCAGGCAGAGAAUGACACAGCGCCAGCACCUUCUGGCUCGUCCAUGUUUGGGUCGGCUUUUGGGUCGGCCCUCAAUGAUGCGGGUAGCAAGGCGCCCGACGCUUCUGCGACGGCCAAAGACGAAGACAUGGACACCGGCGAAGUGUCUCCAGGAACCGAAGUUGAAUCUACAACACCGUCAGCAACGCUUGGGUCGGGCUCAAAGUUUGGUGCUGCGCCAACGAGCGGCACAACUUCAAUCUUUGGGGCCAAAACCGAGCCCCCCAAGACCACGAGCGGCGGUUUGUUUGGAUCAGGAGGAGCCACUCCCAAACCGACGGGUUCGAGUGUCUUUGGGUCUUUUGGAAGCGCUUCAAAGCCCGCCACCACUUCCGGUCUCUUUGGUUCUGCGUCCAAACCCGACGACGACUCCAAGACCCCUACAGCGAAGAGUGUGGAAACAUUCAGCGCACCUCUUCCUCCCGACGCAACCAGCAAGUCUUCGUAUCAGAUUGGAGAGUCCACUCUCUUCUCCGCCGCUGCCAAGGAUACGGCUGCGAAGAGCAAGGGAGCAGACUCGUCAAGACCAAACCCGUUCCUCACAGCUUCCAAACCGUCCGAGGAGAAGCCAACAGUCAUUGAAGACGCUCCCCUACCGCCCGAUCCUACCAAGUCGAGCUUUACCUCAAAGUCUAACAAGGCUCCCUCUCCUCCCAGCUUCGAGCUCCCUUCUUCCACGAAAAAGGCCCAGCCGAGCUUGCCCUCUGCUCCAGAGCCUGCUUCCGACGAGGACGAGGAGCAGGAGGAGGAAGAAGAGGAAGAAGAGGAGGAGGAGGAGAGCGACUUGAGCGACAAUGCCUCCGAGGGUAGUGGUGUGGACGUGGCUCGAGACCUCGGACUGGGAGCUGGCACGCCUAAGAGCUCUGCAGAAGCCACUCGACCACUCUUUGGGGAGGUCGGCCGAUCAACCCCUUCGAGUUCUCAGCCAGCCGCCACAGCUCCUGCCCGUGCCCUUUCGUCAGAAGCCAAUAGGUCUGCCAGCGCACCAGGCGUUUCUUCUCAGCAGGUAGCCCCGAAGAGAGCGCAGCUCGUCGCAUCAAGUGCGGCAGCCAAGGACAAGACGGCGGCCGAGGAUACAUUCAUCGCGCAGUCGAGGAAGCUGAGGGAGCGACAACAAGCCGAGGAGAGUCGGCUGUUGAUUGAUGAAGAAGAUGAGGAGGUGCAGAGAGUUCUGGCGUCUGAAGUCGAAGGCACACUGGAGUUGGACGAGUUUAUUGCUCACUCCAACAUCGCACCGCCGGCCCAGGAGAGCAUCCCUGCCCAAGUUGAGGCGGUGUACCGGGAUAUCAACUCGAUGAUUGACACACUGGGACUCAAUGCCCGCUCCGUGAGGGCCUUCAUCAAAGGCCAUACCGACAACCGCGUUCCCGACGGUCGGUCUCCAGAUGACCUUGAGGAUCCGGAUGACUGGGUACUGUGCGAAAUCAGCGACCUGGGCGAGAUCAUCGACGUUGAGCUGUUUGGCGAUCUGGACGAAGGCCGAGUGCAGGACCUCCCCGACAAGCUCGAGGCCUGCCAGGAACUCGCCAGAGACAUGCACCGACUCCGAGCCAAGCAGGAAGAUCUGAAGCGGAUCAUCAUGACGCGGGUCGAUCCCAACCAGGCAGAUGCUGCGCGGUCGCUCCCUCUUAGUGCAGAGCAGCAGGCGCAGCAGAAUGACUUGAGGCGGGAGUAUACCAACUUUUCAAAGCUUCUCGCCGAAGCGGAAGAAGCAUUGACCCUCCUGAAGACUCGCAUUGCAUCGCUCUCUGGCGCCUCUGGUAGGGGUGCUACCAACGCUCCCACCGUGGAGGCUGUGAUGAAGACGAUUACCAAGAUGACCAGCAUGGUGGAGAAGCGCAGCGGAGACAUUGACGUGUUGGAGACGCAGUUGCGAAGGAUGCGGCUGGAGCCUCCCAGCCGAGAAGAGUCUCCCUUCCGGACACCGCAGGCAAGGCGGAGCAUCUUGCUCUCUCCGGAGGCGACGCCCUCUCGCAGCUUGCGCCAGAGUAUCUCGGGCAGCGUCAUGUCCUUUGGGACUCCCGUCAAGGCGGCGACGCCACGGAAGAAGGUCACCGGCUUCAGCAGGGAAGAAAAGGGAGAGUUGAUGGACAAGAGAGCCAAGCGACAAGCGGUGCUCGGCAGACUGAAAGAGAGCGUGCAGAAGAAGGGCGUCAGUGUGUGGAAUAUGGAAGACAUUGAAUGA
This is a messenger RNA of Trichoderma reesei QM6a, 4251 nucleotides long. RefSeq lists its product as uncharacterized. Gene Ontology annotation, biological process: RNA export from nucleus; protein import into nucleus. NCBI's taxonomy places the organism in Eukaryota, Fungi, Ascomycota, Sordariomycetes, Hypocreales, Hypocreaceae. The coding region runs from base 1 to 4251 and encodes 1416 amino acids. The record is from RefSeq and is a predicted model, not a curated record. Gene Ontology annotation, molecular function: structural constituent of nuclear pore; protein binding. Gene Ontology annotation, cellular component: nuclear pore. The transcript has 4 exons.